This is a messenger RNA of Armigeres subalbatus, 1196 nucleotides long. RefSeq lists its product as uncharacterized. NCBI's taxonomy places the organism in Eukaryota, Metazoa, Arthropoda, Insecta, Diptera, Culicidae. The record is from RefSeq and is a predicted model, not a curated record. The transcript has 2 exons. Bases 195 to 1196 code for a protein of 333 amino acids.
GUCGGUUUUUCAUAGGGAGCAAUUUUUGUUUAUGUUUUAUUUGUCGAUUUUGGUUGUCAUGUAUUUAAGUUUCGAUGUUUUUAUCUUCGUAUGCCUCUUGGAUUGAGAAAAAUUUGUCAAGGUGGUUCUCGAGACAUCAAAUAGAACCAUAAUAGACCGAAAGUUACUCGCUGAGCGAGUAACAUAACCUCAACAUGCCGCCGGGGGUUAAAAACCCCGAUACAGGAGACCCUAAUCAAAAACGAAAAGUCUACGAAAAAUUCGAAUACACCAAAAAUGACAAAGGACCAUAUCGCUUAAUUGCUGAACUAAUCGACGAUCAAAAAGGAGAAAUUCGCAUCAACAAAUUAACAGUCGGCAAACUUCUAUGUAAGAGUAAGGAGUACAAGGACAAUAUCAUUAACAUGCGACCCAUGGGCCAGAAAAGACUGCUUGUCUUCGUCAAGAGCUACACGAUUGCAAACCGACUACAAGAGGAUGAAACCAUGAAGGGAAACAACUACAGUUUCUACGUACCGCGAAACUUUCUAACGAUCACUGGAGUAGUAUCAGGCGUGCCAGUCGAAAUGUCCAAUGAAGAAAUUAUGGAGAAUAUGACAUGUGAAGUACCAAUCGUGAACAUUUACCGAUUGCAUCGAUUCGUUAACAACAUGAAAAUACCAACCAACCGCAUCAGCAUCAUGUUCAGAACAAGCCAAUUACCCGCCGAAGUAAAAUUGUACUGUUGCAACAAUAGCGUUCAACCAUUCAUCAGCAAACCCGUACUGUGUGAAAACUGUCUACGCUACGGUCAUAAAACGGAAACAUGCCGGUCCAAAAAACGAUGUCCAGUCUGCGCGACACACCACGAAGGGGUGGAAACAGGUGACUGCAAUAACAAAAACGCUUGUCUCUACUGCAAGAGAGAUCACCGCACGAAUGACCCUAAUUGCCCAGAGAGAGAGAAACAACGGAACAUCAAGAAGAUUAUGGCCAAAUCCAACAUGAACUACCUAGAAGCACGCGAGAUUAAUCCAAUCAUGACGCAGAAUCGGUAUGACAUAUUGGAAAAUCUAGCGGAUUUCCCAACACCAUCAGAGAGUUUCGCAACGAUGACGGCAGGCAACUACAAGCCAAAGGAUCCACAACAAUACAAACCACAGGCAGUACAAAAAGUAAAAGAGCGCUCAAAGAAAUCAACAUUGCUGACACAGUGA